GAUACACGUUGGUGGCAGCUACCGCAGAUAUUAUAAUUUUGGAGAACUACUUGGACAAUCAGUGCUGGCUGCUUGGCAGCGCCUUUGGGUGACAUCAGUAAGGAGUGUACGCGCAUAGAUAACGGAACUACAAUGCAAUCAGGCGCCGCUCCAUAUCCGUUGCCAGGCGGCACUUUAGAAGUCCGUAUACAUGCUAGGAAAGGAAGGUGCUUGCAUACGACGAGGGAUGUGAAGGGUGGAGAAGUCGUCCUUGAGGAAGCGCCCAUCCUCCUUUUGGUCACGCCUGAAAUGGCUAUGAGCACAUGUGCGGCGUGCUUGCGGGCAAUCGGGCCACAAGAAUGCCUUCCAUGCACGGGAUGCCGCCAGGCGUGCUUCUGCAGCACCUCCUGUCUGCAAGCUGCACAGUCGACUCCAUGGAUCCACUCGAGCCCCAUCUGCAGCGCCUAUGCCAGGCUAGCAGCAGCAGCAGGACCUUCCGCUGCGCCCGGUGGUCAGCCAGCCGCUGGCCUUUCCGUUGAGGAGCAGGGGCAGCUGCGCUUCCUGCUGCACGCGCUGGCGCUCAGGCACACGCCCUCGCAGGAGGCAGAGCGGCGCUUCAGCGCACUGGUUCAGCUGGCGGGGGAGCCCUCGGAGGCUGACCUGGCCCUGGCGGCACGACUGGCGCCGCUGCUGGGGCAGGUGCUGGCGGGUCUGACAGGCGGAGCCGGCGCUGCUGCACCCCCCCUGGACCCCACCGAGCUGGCGGCGCUGCUCAGGAAGGAGCAGCUCAACUCGUACGGCAUCCUGGCCGCAUCGCAGCAGCAGCAGCAGCCGGCAGCAGCGGCAGCGGGGCGGCCAGCAGGGCGGGGCCCGAAUGGGCAAGGCGAGCAGGGGCGGGGACAAGGCCAGGAGGCUGGCCAUGCGGCUGCGAGGCGCGGCGGCGGCGGCAGGGAGGCGGAGCAGGCGGGGGAGGUGUUGGAUGGCGAGCGGCGGCUGAGAGGCAGCGCGCUGUAUGCGCAGGCCUCCCUCAUUAACCACGAGUGUCUGCCCAACGUGGCUCGCUUCGACCACUUUGACAGCGGCCGCCCCGGCAGCACCCACGUGGCCUUCCGCGCGCUGCACGACCUGCCCGCCGGCACGGAGCUGGCGCAGAGCUACGUGCCGCUGCACUGGGGGCUGGCGGAGCGGCAGGCGCAGUGCAGGGAGGUGUACGGCUUCGGCUGCACCUGCCCCAGAUGCCAGACGGAGUCCACCUGGAGUGAUGACGAGGAGGGGGACGAGGAGAGCGAGUGGGAGACGGACAGCGGGUCCGCGGAGAUGUGCGAGGAGGAGGAGGAGGGGGACGCGGAGGGAGCUGAAGAGGAGGGAGGGGCGGCCGAGGAGGUGGAGAUGCAGGAAUCCAUUGGUCCAAUCUGCGCGCCUCCAGGGGAGGAGGGGCCUUUGGAUCCGACCUACUUGCGGCUGUUCCUGCUGAAGUACAUGUGCACGCGGCCAGGAUGUUUCGGGACCGCCGCACCUCCGACCCCUGGGUCACCUAUGCUGGAAUGCAACGUUUGCGGGCACGCGAGGUCUGAGCAGGAGUUUCUCAGGGAUUUGGAGAAAGCACAGCGUGAGGAGCGAGCCACACGGGGGAGACGUUAGCUUCAACAUUGACAGCUUUAACCUGGUGAGGGGCGUGAGAGAUGUGGUGUGGAACCCAAGUGAGGACUGCCCCUUACUUGUGGUUCGGCAUGGUUUGGCUUUGACGUACCAUGAAUGCACCAUGGUACGUCCGGCAUGGUGCUGUCGGACGUACCAUGCAGCUGUCGGGGCAUGGCGGGCUUCGCUGCGGGCAGCCGCCCGUGGCAUUUGUUACUGUCAUGCUAUGGCAGACUAAAUACGAAGGUUUGUAUUUAACCACCUCCUUCAGUUCUGCGGACGGUAGCUGUCGGCAUGCAACUUCGCCGUCGGGGAAGAGCCGGAAGAGCCGGAACUCAUACAAAAUUCAUGAUUCAUGUGCCACUGGCACUGCAUAACUAGAUGUAAGGCUUUCGCGGCUUUGGAGUGGUAUCUAGCCUAGGUGGCUAAGAAGGGAUACGCUGCUAGCUACCCCUACCUCCUUGAUAGCUACCGCGUUGCUCCACAACGGCGACAGGGUUAACAUGCCAAUUGGGGCUGUUUUCUUGAGACAGAUAUCUUUUUAUGAAAUAUUUACUGAUGUUGUACGCGUCUGGCACCACGUGAGUUGUAAGUUACAUCGUAAACCGGCGAAGUACUAUGCGAAAGUCCGCUGUCGUCUUUGCUGCCAGCUGCUGUGGGCUUGAAAAUGGCUCACACCUGGCCUAACGUCAGGCUAUCGGUGGGUUACGCAGCAUUGUCCCCUCUUUGUCGCAAGGUCGGGGUCGCCAACUUGGAUUGUAGUAAUGCUUAAAAGGAUUAAGUUAUACACGUCAGCACGUUCUCGCGACUAUGCGUCGUGCUAUUCCCAGCAACUGCUUAGUUGCGAGGCGGGCGCAUUAACGACCACUGACGAUUGCGGAAGAAUCUCCGCCGAUAUUGUCGAUGUCGGCAAUGCUAGGCUACAUGUACUUGCCAACAUGAGACUGUCUGAUACUGGAAGAGUUUGGGCAAAGUUGGUGUCUGUCCUUGGCCUAACGGUCGGGCCCUGCAUAGCUAGCUGCGACAGUGGGUUCGAUACCCAAAUGCUAGGAUAAUACAAAAAACAUAGUUUUAUACCAGUGCCAUUUAUAGCUUCUAGCACCGAGAGACACCUGUUGGGCUGCUGCGACGCAUGCGACGAACGGAUUUGGUGGGCGGAUGUCUGCACGACAGGGUGAACCAGUGCGACCAGUGGCGCUAACUUUCCCCCCAAAGAGGAUGACCACCUAGUUGUAAGCAAAGCACUGCAUUCUCUUUGCAGGAUCGUCACCUCCUUUCUCGGGCGGGCGAUAUUCCGUACAGGGAGUUAAUUGGCAUUACUUCCCGAGGCGAAGGCCUGACUGCUUACAAGCUGCCAAACGCGUUACAAACGUUACAUAGAAUAAUUGGGACUGCUUAUAUCCUACGAAACUGGCCAGGCACUCGUCGCGUAAAUGCGACUUGUGUGACUGGUCCGAGACGAGGCAAACCGCAAGUAGGGCUUUCUCUACCUACUUAACAUUGCUUACUUCCUUCUAGCAGCGGCGUGGAUGCCCUGGAAGGCUGCUUUUAGCUAGUUCCUACUAGUUGACUUGCCCCUCAACCCAAGGCCUGGGCGCUGACGUAGCACUUCACAAGUGCCUCGAAAUCACUUUGAUACUUCUGAGCUUUUGAAGCUUGGACUUGCCGGUCUUCGCGAGGACACCUGUCCCAGAGAGGAAAACCGCUUUCGUCGUCCUGAGGGAAGCUGAGCUAUAAGCACCAAUCCAUAUUCAGAUGGAUGAGAAUGCUGGAAACGACGGCACUUCCACCAGGACCAAGUCGAAGGCCAUCCUCAACCGCAGACCGUCAGGGUACUGGAAGGUGUUCAGCCAUUGGUGGCGAGGGCGCUAUGCAGCGCUAAACUCUCGACCUACAGUACACGAGGUCAUAGAGUGGUACAACGAGAAUGCCGAGGCUUCCUGGCCUGCUGGUGAAGUCCCAAGCCUCAAGGCAGUGCUCCGCCAAAGCAAGGGAUUGCGCCCUAUUGAUGGUCUAAAGGAGUACUUCCGCAUGUACCGGAAGAAGCGGAAGGAGCAGGGCGGCUUGGCGUUGACAGCCAACGUGGACGAGGGGGGCCAACGUCGCGCACGUGCCGCCAAGCGGCGGCGGGCCCGGGACGACAGCUCCGACGAAGAAGAGGAGAUGCACGAGGCGGAUCACGAGGGCAGCGCCUGCUCCAAUCACUACUCGAGCGAAGACGGUGAUUGCGACAAGGCCGAGACCGCCGAUCCAAGUCACGACCUUGAGGACAAGGGCGCGCCCUGUAGGCUGCACGUAUCCAUCGCUGCUGACGCUGCUGCUGCAAACAACGUCAAAGACGACGGGCUUCAAGACUUGUCCGGUGUGCAUACGGUGCUCGAGGCGUGGAACCUCGCAGGACCUGGCUCCGCUGCCGCCGUCGCCAUCAAGCUGGAGCCUUCGUCGCUGCCGGCUGCCGGCUUCAUCGCAGGCAGGCACAUGCCUAUUAGCGUUCCUGAGCUGCUGCGGACUAUCUCCGUGCAGCCGGAGCACUACCCCCUGUCGGCACUCGACCCCGCAAACGGCCUUCCAGAAGGACCGGCGCCCCUGCUCGCCUGCCAGUCCAGCACGGGCGUGACGUGCUGUGAGCAGCCAUCAUCUUCCGUCAUCGUCCUCCCCAAGACCCGCGUCUGCCGGCCGCCUCCCCUCGCCGCCAUGCGUGCAUCCUUGGGUUCGUUCGCACUGUUGCCGGCGCUCUCGUCUAAGGCCUCGGCGGCGGCAGCUGCUGCGGCCGCCGGACCCCUUGCGGCGCCUCCUGUGAUGUUCGCCGGCCAGCCACGGCUCACCGGUGCCCUCCACGGCAUGCCGACAGCAAGGGCAGUGCAGGUCGAGUCCUUGCUAAGACAGGAAGCGGAGGGCGACGACCACGCCGGCGACCGCUGCAGCGCAGGAGGUAGGUGCCCGCCUGGCGCCGAGGAAGCCCUCAACGGCUACCGAUGCACGUACCCUGGCUACAGCCCCUCGCACUACUAUCCCUACCACCUGCGCCACCCGGGCGGUGCGUACGGAGACGCCAGCGGGCCCAUGCCGUACUGCGGAUCUGGUUCAUCAAGCAGCGACUACGCGCCUGCCGUGCCGUGGUCAACAGCUGGCGCCACCGGUUUCCAGCCUCACAUUCACCCGCGCCAGGGCGCCGCCGAGUCCAACGCACGAGCCCACUCCAAGCUGUACUAUCCGCAACCCUACCACCCUUCCUGGGGCGGCUGGGCGCCUGGCGACAUGUACGCAGGCGGCGUGUGGCCGGCUUCGGUGCUGCGCAGCCAAGGAUCGGGCCUCUGUCGCAGCAGUAGCAGCAGCGACUGCCAGAGGCACGAGUUCAUGAACUGCUCGGACCCGCCUUCGCACCCGGUAUCGCCGCAGCCGGCAAUGCACCACCAAGGCUACGGCUUCGGACCCGCGUUCCAGGGCUACGCUCGCUUCCCGCCUGCCUGCCCGGAGUCCUGGGGCAUGCAGCCCAACGCCACCAUGGAGGGAGAGGUCUGCAGCAGUAGCGUCUCCGCGCAACGACCCUACCACAACCGUGCCAAUCUGGGCAGCUCUGAGCAGGGGCACCGCAUGUACGGUGCGUGCCCACCGUACGGCAUGGUGGCCAUCGGGAGCUCCUCCAGCAUGGCCCGGAUGGCUCCUGGCAUGGAUGAAUCGGCCUAUCUGGCAAUGUCCGCUGACGCGGAAGCGAAACGCUGCUACCCUGUCUUGCCGUACAGCCAGAUGCAGCCGGCACAGCAACAACGCCAACAUCAGCCCCUGGCUAAGGCGGCUGUUGGCCUUGGCCUGUUUCAGGGGGAUGCUGCCGCCGCAUCUGGCGGCUCCCGGAGCGAAGGCGACGGCCCGUCGACUGUGGAGAUGCCUUCCGAGGUUCGUGAGUCGGAGCUGGAGGGCGUGGAGUGCGGGCUGGGGGCGGCUGACAGCUUCUGCGCUGCGGCAGUUCGGGAUGUCCUUGAUCACGACUUGGAGGUGGCGUGGGAGAGCUUUAUUGCUGGGGACGUUGGCUUUGACACGGUACUCACAUGAUGGAAGGUAGCUGCGUAUUCAUGGCGACCUGUUCACAUGUAGCUAGGGAGUUAGGGAGGAAGUCGUGAUCGUGUAGGGGCUCGAGGUCGUUCAGAUGAGAUAAGCCAAAUGGUUGUUAGGUGAUCUCGUUACAUGUUAAGCUGACAAUUGCGCAUUUUAGCAAUGACUAAACUAAACAGCGAACAGCUGUCUUGGAAGGCGCAUUGUGUGCUGAAUUUGUAUUAGCGCUUGAGCUUUUGCAGAUCAGUCGCGCGCAGGGGUGCUACGUUCGUGCAACUGAGGAUUGUGACUGUCUGACAAAUUGUGGGCCUUCCAAACUUUUGCAUCUUUUCAGCCGCUGUUUUUUCGCAUGCUUUUGGGAAUUUGGCUGCAUGCUUGCCUUCUUUGUGUUUUCUUCCGCCAGACGGCUUAGUCGUACACGGUGUUUGGAUCGGUGUCUGACCCCAAAAGUAAUGGAAGCCGGGCGAUCGGGAUGCUUGCAUCGAGGGCCUCACUUACGCACCCCUACGCAGCUGCCUUUCUGCCAUGCAGCCCUGAAACCCGGUGGAUACGGAACUAAAAUUAACAUGUUGAACUUGGAAGUUGUUCGUAUAUGGUGGGCGAGGCUGUGGUGUGAAUGGGUUUCAUGGAUGUGAUGCUUCUUUUCAUCGUAGGAAACAGUGCACAGGCGUUGUGCAUGUUGCCUGCUCCGGUAUUAUGAGCAGGUCAGAUUAUGCUCCAUACGAGUCAGUGUGGUGUGCUCCCAUUUGACAUUACCGAAGAUGGGGCGAAAUGGAAAUUCAUGUGGGAGAAACUUUGCACCCAUGGCUCCUGAUCAGGGAAUGCACAUUUGUUUGGACCGUCCAUGGUGGUGCUGAUUUUCUGGUCACGAUGCCUUGAUGGCCCGCCGGCAGGAUUUCUAGGGCAAUCAUCUCGCUUUGGCAAUUUGCAGCAAUGCAUUGUAUAGAGGACAUGGAUCGGAAAGCAAAGCAUUGUAA
Messenger RNA from Astrephomene gubernaculifera, 6644 nucleotides. NCBI's taxonomy places the organism in Eukaryota, Viridiplantae, Chlorophyta, Chlorophyceae, Chlamydomonadales, Astrephomenaceae. The record is from the annotation of a GenBank genome assembly.